AGAAACCGACUGACCACCCCCCUCGCUGCCCUUUCGAGUAGGUAGAAUUUUUCGCAAAACUGAGUCACAAUCCCAACAAGCGAACAAGAGACAAUCCUGUUGGCCCGUUUACCGCUAAAAAUACCUCGGAAAAUAAAUCUUCGCAAAACCGUCGCAAGGGUCUGCGUCCUCUUCGUUUGUUUCGCUCGUCGGUAUCGAUAGAACUAGGUCGAAUAAUCUAAAAAGAAAAACCAGAGAACUUCUACCCACACCACAAUGUCGUCCGUAUUUCCGUUGGAGAACAAUGCCGCGUCCGCUCGUGUGGCACCGGGUGUGGAACGGGACAACGAGAUUAUUGUGAACGACGUCUGCUUGAUGUUCCGGGGAGAUGAUGUUGAUGACGAUGAUCAUCCUGGUUCUGAACUACACGACCGCAAGAAAAACUCCGAGCUGCGCCGCGGCUCUCGGCCGACGUUGGGCGGCGGAUCCAUUGCUGGUGGUGCAGUCGUCUUGCUGGGUUGUUCCCUCAGCAACCUGGUACAGCCGGGCUACGGCUACACGGCCACGAUCUUGAAGCACAAAGAACACCGGAAGAUGAAGCAUUCUGGAGCGCCUAUUGCGGGUCGCCCCGGCAACAUCGCAACUGAACGUCGCCGGCAUGACGCUGGAGCUGGUGCUGCCUCGUCGAAUGUCUUGCUUCAGCUUUUCACGAAGAAACAGCGGAAGAAGGAGAAGGCCGGCUGUGCGCCACCCGAGUCGGCAACGCCGCUCCCAAACCUUCCAAUUGUUGCGGGCGGAGACGCCAGCGUGCAGGAGGCGGAGCUCCACACCAGCGGAGGCGGAGACGGAGAAACAAUGGGCGGUGCGUCAUCGGAUGAGCGGCGGGCUGAUAAAGCUGCUGCACAGGGGGAAGCGACUUCUGAAGCACCAGAGCCGGUGGCCCCUUCUGAAGCGAUUUCUGAAGCGACUUCUUCUAGUACCCCAGCCCCCCCUACUGCCGCGAGUACCACCACGACAACCACAACAACGACUGAAGUUAAUCUCUGUAAUUUUCCCGUGGGGCAAACAUGUGACUGUCAGCUCGUUCUUAAUAGGGAGGGUGCAGAGCCUGAAGUAUCCAUAGCGUGCCAAAUCUCUCCCACAUCGCUCCGGAAGUACUUUUUUCCAACAAGCCUGCCCUCACACACUCCGCUCUUCGGCCACGACUUUGGUCUACGGGUAUGGAUUUGUAGUCGCAAGGUGACGGCGUUUGCUUGUUGCAUCUUAGGACAUAAAGAAAACAAUAUACAUCAAUAGCAACAACGCAGCGCGACGGAAGGUCGUCGCGAUUCUCGUAUACCGACCCAGCAGGAACUACUACAGGCCUCAGUAUCUACACACUGGUCGUCCGCAGGCAGCUUGUACAUGUUGUUCGGCCGCCUUCCAAGUUCUCUUGACUUUUAUACUUGCGCCUGCUUUUCGAAAAGGAAAACCGUAAAAAGUUUGUAUAUUACCGCCAACGACCUCAACGUUUUCGGUUUUCAUGAUUGACGGUACUACAACCUGGUUGAAUCUUCACGUGACAGAAAUAAUCACGCUGCUCGCUCCUGCUUAGAACAAACUACCCGGAUUACCAGAUGAUGGGGAGCAUUUACACAUGCAUACAGCGCCGACGGACACUACAACCCGUUGGUUGAGGUGGGACUCAAAAAAGACUUUGACUCCGUGGCACCAGCGAGCGGUUCUGCUACUUGCUACUCCCAACCAGGUGUGACGGUGAAGGGUUCCAUAUCGAAAGGAACAGAGUUUUCUCCCUGCUCAUCAUGCCAAAAUCCUAACAGAUAGCAUGCCGGAUGUCUACUUUUCUAUUUCUACUGAAGGAACUGGAACCGCCCCAAGCGGAUGUUUUGCAGAUGGUCUCCUGUUGAUUAAAAUCAAUCCUUUCUGGUUGUUUCCGCUGCUCUUGCUUCCCGUGUAAAAGAAAACGACUUAAGUAUGCAACGUGCUGACAAAGCUGCUGAGUAUCGGCUCGCCAAGAAUGAUCAACGCCGUGACAACAAGGGUUCGCUUGGAAGGGCAUGGGGAUGAAGGAGAAUUUUUUCUCACGAGAAUCCGGAUCGAACGACAUUAAGCCGGGAGCGUUCACAAUUUUAAACAACGUGUGCAAGCAGCUGUGCGAGGAGACCAAUUACUGUGAGUUCUACUCCGUCGGCGAGGACAGUAGCCUUUUGGAGGAUGAAUUUCCUUGCAAGCUUUUCACGGGGUGUGACAAGCCCGUGAACUCCCCGAGUCUCUGGUCUUACUACUACAACCCGCAAGCAACAUCUUCUUACGGCGAGCAAAUUUGCCGCAUUCCUGGCGAGCCGAAAAACCGGCGUAGAACUCGGAACCACGACGAAACGAGGCGAGCGACGCACAGAAACGAUGAAGAGGGGGGACUUAAUCAUGGUUUUCAAGAAAGUGCAAAAGCGCAACAGGCAAAAUCAAAACGCAUAUCAAAGCCGAGAGAAGUGCUUGACUAUUUCUCUUGCGAUGUAUUCGUCCGUUAUUCCCUCCGUUCUUCCCCCUUGUUGCGUUGUUGUCAAUUAAUUUGUAUUUUCAGACCACAGUGCAAAAACAAAUUUUAGAACUCCGUAUUCCUUUUUAUUUUUUCCCUACGCUACGUAAAUGUAAAUGUAAAACUAAAAGUAUGAUGAAUUCGAACCACCCAUUUCCUUCGUCUCGUCCCCCGUUCAUAAUUUACACAGUUUUUGAUCGUGUGUCCUUUUUUUUCGAUUUCGAGCCAUAUGAAUAUAUCUUUUGGACCGAUCCUGCAGCACCGUAUCAUCGUCAGUGAGUAUCAGCACCGAAAACACAAGCGCAUUUUCACAUGGAACGUAGUGAAUCUCACCUCAUCGCAUGCAGGAUCAUCAUCAGAACAAAGGACAGACCGCAAC
Molecule: messenger RNA, 2894 nt
Organism: Amoebophrya sp. A120
Lineage: Eukaryota; Dinophyceae; Syndiniales; Amoebophryaceae
Source: the annotation of a GenBank genome assembly